Molecule: messenger RNA, 6970 nt
Organism: Castor canadensis (American beaver)
Lineage: Eukaryota; Metazoa; Chordata; Mammalia; Rodentia; Castoridae
Gene: Ccser2
Product: coiled-coil serine rich protein 2
Biological process (GO): microtubule bundle formation
Cellular component (GO): microtubule cytoskeleton
Molecular function (GO): microtubule binding
Source: RefSeq, a predicted model, not a curated record
GGAGUCCGGCACUCCCUCAGGCCGCGGACGCGAUGCGGACUGCUGCUGCUUUGGCGGCGGAGCUGACAGGAACGUGACGGGCUCCCCUUUGCCUCACCUUCCAUCCUUACGCCUGUAGGUCGCCGGGCGAUCCGCAGUCGGGCCGCGGCCGAGGAGGCAGUGCGACCUCCGCACGAUUUUAUCAAAUUUUAAGGACAAAUGUACUUUAUAGCUCAUGGAAGAAAAAAUACAAAUCAAGACAUUUUUGGGUUCCAAGUUGCCAAAGUAUGGAACAAAAUCUGUAAGAAGUACACUUCAGCCAAUGCCAAGUGGGACAGCUGUUACUUUAUUAGGAACUUCCAAGAGUAGUAACAUCAAAAGUUACAUCAAAAAUAAUGGCUCAGAUUGUUCAUUGUCCCAUUCAUUUAAUUGGAGAAAAACAAAUAAAUACCAGCUUAGUGCACAAAGUACCGAAGAGCUUAACACUACUCAGAAGUCACAUGAUAAAUUAAUUAGUCCUGAAAAACAUGCUCCUACUCAAGGAAUAUUUGAUACAAAUGGGGUAAAGGGAGGUUUGAAAAGUGUUUCUUUAUUUACGUCAAAGUUAGCAAAGCCAUCCACUAUGUUUGUGUCAUCUACAGAGGAAUUAAACCAAAAGUCUUUUUCUGGACCAUCUAACUUGGCUAAAUUCACCAAAGGCACCUUAUUAGGAAGGACUUCAUAUUCUUCAGUCAGUGCUCCAAAAUCUCAGUUGAAUGGAUAUUAUGGAAAUCGAUCGACUGGUAGCAUGCAAAGGCCCAGAGCAAACUCCUGUGCCACCAGAAGCAGUUCUGGAGAAUGCUUAGCACAGUCCCCAGAUAAUAUUAAAUCUAUUGCUUGUGAAAAAAUGGUAAGGUCACAAAGUUUUUCACAUUCCAUUCAGAAUUCAUUCCUUCCUCCUUCAUCUAUAACCAGGUCACAUUCCUUCAAUAGAGCUGUAGAUCUUACAAAGCCUUAUCAGAACCAACAGAUACCCAUUAGAGUGCCUCUUCGGUCAAGAAUGCUAGCAAGAAAUUCCCGACAGUCAGAAGUACUCAAUGGGAAUGAACAUUUAGACUGUGGAUUUAAUAGGCCUUAUCCUGCUGGUGGAAAGAAGCUGGCUCUACCAAAUGGCCCAGGUGUAACUUCUACUUUGGGUUAUAGGAUGGUUCAUCCCUCUCUACUAAAAUCCAGCCGACCUUCAUUUUCUGGGACCAUCACAGUUGAUGGUAAUAAAAAUUCAUCCAUUGAGACAUGUGUAGAGGAAGAGGCUACAGUUUUGGCAAAGGACAUUACUACUAAUAAGGACCAAGAACUAAUUGAAAAUGAAAGUUAUAGAAUAGAAAAUGAACAAACCAUGAAGCAUGAUGCUAAAAUUAGAUACUUGAGUGAUGAUGUGGAUGAUAUUUCCUUGUCGUCUUUGUCAUCCUCUGAUAAGAAUGAUUUAAGUGAAGACUUUAGUGAUGAUUUUAUAGAUAUAGAAGACUCCAGCAGAACUAGAGUAACACCAGAGGAAAUUUCUCUCAAAGAAGAAAAGCAUGAAACUGUACCAUCAAAGGAUGUAUUUGAUUCCCCUAAGAAAAAUGAAAAAGGCUUUAGUAGAACUGAUGAAUGGACAGAUAUAAGUGUCUCUGACAGGAGUGAUUAUACAAAACAUACUGCUGGAAAUAACUUGAUUUCACCAGAUGCAGAUUAUAGAGCUGGUUCUUCAUUUGAACUCUCUCCGUCUGAUAGCUCUGAUGGGACAUACAUGUGGGAUGAAGAAGGCUUGGAACCCAUUGGAAAUGUGCACCCAGUUGGCAGCUAUGAGUCCUCUGAAAUGAACAGCAUAGAUAUUUUGAAUAAUCUUGAGUCAUGUGACCUUGAGGAUGAUGAUCUUAUGCUUGAUGUGGAUCUGCCUGAGGAUGCACCUCUUGAAAAUGUGGAGUGUGACAAUAUGAACCGCUUUGACCGAUCAGACAGAAAUGUUCGCCAGUCUCAGGAAGGAUUUUGGAAAAGGCCAUCCCAGAGAUGGAGUGGACAGGAACAUUACCACCUCAGCCAUCCUGACCACUAUCAUCACCAUGGAAAAAGUGACUUGAGCAGAGGCUCUCCUUAUAGAGAAUCCCCUUUGGGUCAUUUUGAAAGCUAUGGAGGGACCCCCUUUUUCCAGGCUCAGAAGAUGUUUGUAGAUGUGCCAGAAAACACAGUGAUACUGGAUGAGAUGACCCUUCGACACAUGGUCCAAGAUUGCACGGCUGUAAAAACUCAGUUACUAAAAUUGAAACGUCUGCUGCAUCAGCAUGAUGGAAGUGGGUCAUUACAUGAUGUUCAGCUAUCAUUGCCAUCCAGUCCUGAGCCAGAAGAUGGGGAUCAAAUAUAUAAGAAUGAAGAUUUAUUAAAUGAAAUAAAACAACUUAAAGAGGAAAUAAAGAAAAAAGAUGAAAAAAUUCAGCUAUUAGAACAUCAGCUUGCAACCCGAUGUGACUGUCAUCAAAAAUCUAAAGAGGAAAAACGCACAUAUGCUGAUAAGUACACUCAAACUCCCUGGAGAAGAAUUCCUCCUCAAGUACUACAGCCUUCCAGCAGCCUUCCCAGAUCCACAGACCACACCCAGGGAAAACUAACAAGGCCACAACAUAUCGAGGCCCACAGUGAAUGUGCAGUCCAGGUUAUGCAUAAGGGUGGUUCACAUUCAGAUGGAAGCUUUACACAUGGCUUGCAACAAGAAAGUAACUAUGGUUUAGAAGACCGGCCUUUUUCCUCAAGCCCACAGUUCAAGAUGGAUGUGGUGAAGAGUACACCUUCUGAAAUGAACUUGAACAUGACCGUAAAUGCUCAAGAGCCUUAUCACUUGGCAAAGAAUCAAAUUAGUGAGAUGCAGUUUAUACCUGCUUCUCUUCAGACACCUCCCCAGUCAAGUACAGUAGAUCAGCCUAAGAGAGUUGGAAGAGAGCAGUCUUCACUGGUGGGCUACCCAUCGCAGCCCAAGUCCUUGCAUUUUUUAAAGCCAUCUAUCUUGAGUUCUUUGGUACCUCCUCCAGAUUCUGAAUCAUCUCCAAGUAGGACUCCCACUUGUAAGAAAUCACCAAUAAUCACACCAUGUAAUUCAGCAAAACUUCAACCAACAUCUAGUCAAACAAAUCUUGCAAAUAAUCUGAAUCUGAAAGCAUCUAAGCUCCGCCCCCCUUCCAGCUCUUUCAAACAAAAACAAAUAAGCAGCCCCGGACUAGAGCCUCAAAACUUCCAGGCCAAGACAAACAUUCCAAGGCCACUAACACGGCAAAAAGAAAUCGUGCAGAAUCCAAAUGGCAAUUUGCAUUCUGGGGAUUGUUUGGCCUCUAAUCGAUGUUCUCGUCUUCCUAAGCCAAAGAUACAUUAAGUGUAUAGCCAUCACCUGCCAAUUUGUUUUUUUUUUUUUAAAAACCAACCUGUUCUGUAAUAGCUUUAUGUGCAGUUUGCCAUCAUGUUGGAGGUUCCAUCGAAAGCCUGCAAAUCUUAAAAUUAAAAUGUGGAAGCUUCUAUUAAGUUUGGCUCUUCUAUUUUACACCUUGGUUGAAGUAUAUACUAUUUAAGUAUCCUUGUCUCAGGUAAACACAGAAGUUUGCUUUCCCCAUCUCAGAGGCCCAGCAUGGUCUCUGCUCAUGCUGUCCCUUCUGCACAUCAGAAGAAUCACCAUGUUUCCCUUAGCAGGCAAGAAGUGUGCUUUGCUGACUGAGUUCUUCUGUGGUCUGUGUUAACUGUGGUUAUCAGAACUCCCCCCCACCCCCCGGCUUAUUCCUCCUGUGAAUAUGGCUACUAUUUUAACUAAAGAUAUGAUAAUGGAAGAUGGUACUCUUUAAGCAGAGUUCUGGCCAGUGUUUUGUAUAUUGAAAAGGUCUAUGCAAAAGCUUUGUGGUGAAUAAAGAUCAGGCUUUGAGUGGGAAGUCCAUGUAAGUUUUAUUUCUCCUUGCUUAGGAUCUGCAAGCUAGUCUUACUGUUUAUUCAUUUUCCAGACAGAUUCCCUAGGCUGACAGUAUUAUUAUAUAUGAACCAGUUAUUUGCUUUCUUUGAUAUCUUGUUUCUCUCAUACAAACAUACCAUUUGUGCUUGUACUGGGUAAAUUUGGAGAGCUUGAGGUACACCUUGAAACCUGUGCCUAAGGUGUAUCCAUUUGUAACCUAUGUUGGUGCUAGAGUCUUACUGGCAAUUCAGUUUUGAACGAUAUAGGGUUAUGGAUCCAUCAUAGCUGCUUUAAGGUUCUGCAGCAUAUAUUUUAAAUUGUCUUUAUUGUAAUAUUUAUAUUUAUUGACUUUCUGCUAAUAUAAGACCAGAAUAAUGGACUUGAAAUAUUUGCACAAAAAUUUGAUGGUACAUAAGUAUCCUAUGCAUAGGGAUUUAAAGCUUAUUUUCUGUAACAAAAUAAGUUAGAAUUGAGAAAAUUAUAAAUUUAAGUAAGACUAUCCUGACAAAGUUAGAAUUCAUAAUAGUUUUGCUUUUCUGAAUUUCCUAGGUUUCUCUUUUCUGUUGAUACAUAUUUGAAUGACAGUUUCUUAAAAAGUAGAUUUGGCAAGAAAAAGAAUUGUAGAUGGGAAAUUGAAUUUAAUUAAAAGGUAUUUCAAAGGGAAUAUGCUUAUUUAUUUUAAUAUGCUAUGGAAGGUAGCUGUGGAACCUCCAAGCAACCAUGUGCAAAAACCCAAUCAUGCUGCAGGCCAUUGUCAGACAGUUCAGUAAAUUUGCUUUCUGUUCUCCCAAAUCAUGUCAUCUUUAGGCUGGUCAUUCCCAGCUGAUUUAAUUGGAAUUAAUAUUUUCAGACAGAGUUGAUUAGCUGACCAAAAAUAUGUCAAAAGGAGUUGUGGGCAAAGAGUAGUCACUCAAAUUUCUAGAAAUUCCUUUAAAUAAUGUACACUGAUGAAAUUGUCCCUUUAUAGAGAAACCCAGGUGCUUUAGCAGGAAUAGGUUUUUGCUAUCAUUUUGUUGCAGUUUUUCCUUACGCAUCAGAACCAUUCAAGUAAAUUUGAUGUUCAGUGACACAAACCUUUCUUGGAUUUGAUAACAGGUGAGCAGCACAAAUCUAGUCAUAUUCUCACACCAUUGCACUUCUGCCAGAGAAGCACUGGAGUUCAGAAAAUCCUUCAUAUAGUACCAAUAUUGUUAACAUACAGUCACCACACAUAUCAGCAAAGCUCUUCUUUCUUCAUGGAAGUGAGCCAGAAUGACUGUAGCUGUAUGUGGGUGCAGGUAGAUGGUCUUUGAUUUUGAAGAAGAAAGCUGAUCUCUUAUGUUGUAAAUAGGAUGCUAUCCUACUUUAUUUCCUUAAAGUAAAACAUACUAAUGAAUUAGUAAACUUUGAUUUACUUGGAGUUGGUAGAGAUCCUUCUGACAUAUUAAGUUGGCCUUAUCCUUAGGGGAAAAGUUUAAAAUUUUUAAUUUAUUCUUAAUCCCCUACUGUGAUAGAAGUGUCUCUAUUUUCAAUCAUGUAAAAAUGUUGACGCCAUGAAUUUGUUUAUUCUAAUCUUUUUCCCCACUAUGAAUCUGCAGAAAUUUUAGCCCAUCAGUUCAGAUUCUCUGUACCUUUAUGAUCCUUAAUCUUGGCAGAAGAUUAGGUCAAUAUAAUUUAGAAGCAUAAUAUACUUAAGAGAAAAAUAUCUGUGAUGUUUGUAUAAAUAACAUAAGUAUUUGCCUGCAGUUUUCUUUAAAAGAUGUAAGAAUAUCUUUCUUGUCUGCUCUGUAGUAAAUGUUAAGUCAGAAAUGGAAGUGAGGAUGUAGCUCUCCUGCAUGACCAGAGAUCACCCUCUCAGAUUUGGCCUGAUCUGCUUAUUGCUUCUGUAUAUCAACUCUGUGCCAGGUCCCCCUCCACAGAAACUUAGAUCACUCAUUCUCUUAGUUCUUGUGGUUGAAGCAUAUGAAUUUUAAGUCCUGCAGAAGUUUUAUGAGGGUUAAGUUUCACAAUUGUGGGAGAAAAUUAAGAGUGUGCAGACAUAUAUUUGACAUAUAUUAAUGGGAUACAUACUGAUAUUUUUAAAAGAAAGUUUGGCCUAAGGAGUUUAUUAGUUUAGGUACAGGUUUUUUAAGGCAUUAAACAAAGGAUCAUAGAGUUACAUCAUUUAGAAUGUUUCUAAUAACAGACCAUCUAGCAUUAUUCUUUUGGAGUCUCAUUUUCAUUUGUGCAAUAUUUUCAGGCAUAUAGAAAACUGUUCAUUGUAUAGAUAUUAAGGAGCUUAAUAUUUUAACAAGUAAAAAUCUGAAUAUGAAAGAAAUUGCCAGAUUUGCACUUUAAAUGAGCUUAAUUGCUUGGAGUUGUGCCUGAAAUAUCAAAAUGCCUCCUCUUUGAUGUAGUUUUGUUUAGUGAAAUGAAUUUCUCUGUAAUUGUUGCUGUUUGAAGAUAUCAGUACAGCCUUUCACAGAAUUAUAUUCCUAGCAUGUUACUUUUCCCAUUAAAGCACUAAGUUUUCUUUGAAUGUUUCAUUGUCCCCUUAAGUAUUUUAGUCAAAGAAUCAGGAGAAUGUGACCCCUAUAACUGUCACUUCCAAAGGUUCCUGUGGCAUGGGUGGUGCUCCAGACACAGAGGUAUACUCUUGGUUCCCAGCAGUAGCCUCUUGGGCUCCAGGGCACUGGGGAUGUACUUUCGCCGGGCUUGUAUGGAAAUGCAGUGAGACUGCAGCACUGUUUCAGUUCCCUCUCUGUCUUACACAGUAGUUCUCAUGUUAACUGAGUUUGGGGUCAUUAUGUUUGCAUGCUUAUGCACACAUUUGAAAAUUAAUUAUAACUGUAGUACAGAUUUUUCCUCGGGAUAAUGGCCUUCCUAUUUUUUUUAAUUCCAUUGCUUGAAUUCUGUUUUCUGUUGGUCUUUUCACAUGUCCCUUUACAUUUCCUGCUGCAGCAAUUUGAGAGAAUAUAUUAGGAUAAAUGAUUAUGACAGUGAACGCCAGUCUACAAUUAUGUUAUUAAUUAAAGAUAUAUGUCUUAACCUUAUUAGAGAAAAUCUACUCACAUUUCAUUUUGAUAAAGCAUU